This is a messenger RNA of Nymphalis io (European peacock), 409 nucleotides long. RefSeq lists its product as uncharacterized. The record is from RefSeq and is a predicted model, not a curated record. NCBI's taxonomy places the organism in Eukaryota, Metazoa, Arthropoda, Insecta, Lepidoptera, Nymphalidae. The transcript is spliced from 3 exons. Bases 111 to 341 code for a protein of 76 amino acids.
GGUAAGUCUGUGCCUUCGCGCCCUGUCAAGUGUCAUUUAGAAUUUGAUAAGUAAUUAUUUUCUGUGGCGGUCGAUUCCGAUACUUCCACAAAAGAAAAAGGCCUUCAAAAAUGUCAGACUCUCCCGCUCGCCCUAUGAAAUAUCCCUACACAUUUAGCGCCAAGAUCGCGCAGUUCCCCUUCAAGUUUUACGUACAGAACCAAUGGAUCUGGCGUUACUGGAUGAUCGGAAUCGCCGUUGCUUCACCCGUGUUCUACAAGAUCCACAAAAUGGCCAACUCUCCUGAGAAUGUCAGCAUGUGGGCAGAAAAGAAAAGGAAGGAAGCUGCAGCACACCAUUAACAUUCUAGACAACCUGUUCUUUAAUCAAAUAUAUUUAUUUAAGAAUAAAUAAAAUCAUGUACUAGUAA